This is a messenger RNA of Sardina pilchardus (European sardine), 1481 nucleotides long. RefSeq names its product elongator acetyltransferase complex subunit 5 (gene elp5). Bases 227 to 1114 code for a protein of 295 amino acids. NCBI's taxonomy places the organism in Eukaryota, Metazoa, Chordata, Actinopteri, Clupeiformes, Clupeidae. Gene Ontology annotation, cellular component: cytosol; nucleus; elongator holoenzyme complex. The record is from RefSeq and is a predicted model, not a curated record. Gene Ontology annotation, molecular function: tRNA binding. Gene Ontology annotation, biological process: tRNA wobble uridine modification. The transcript is spliced from 8 exons.
GUUUCCAUGAGGCAUAGGGUUACCAUUUACCAUUAGUAUUUUAAACAUGGACUUUACAAAAUGUCUCAUGACAGGAGGCCUUUAAGUCUUGUAUCUAAACUUCUUUUAUACAUUGUCCUGUAGGUAUAUCGACUUAUAUGCAAAUUCUGUUUAUAAACAGGCUGUCUUUGAUGUAACGUAAGUGGCAUAGUUAGCUGGUGAGGCAGCUAGCAUCGUCGAUCACAAAAUGUUGUUGGAUGUUGUACAAGGAGCAGAUGCAGGAAAUUUCAUCAUAUUUCUAGACACUGCCAAUUUUUCGGGUCGCUGUCUCCUUAAGGGUUAUAUAAAUACUGCACUGAAACGGGAAGACGUGGUUCAUGUGCUGGAGUUCGAGGUGAGCGAGGAGGAACUGCGUGAUGGCUUGGAUACUCAAUGUGUUCGAAGGAUGCAUUUCCAUGGUGGAUUUGCAGACCCUUUGGGCUGGUUGAAGCGCUCAUCAUUCAAUGUUCAUCAAUUCAUCUCUCAGGAUUUAUCAACCCUGCUUACUCAAACACAGCAAUCCAAAUCUGCCGUCUUGGUCAUUGACUCCCUCUCAUGGCUUCUGAGACACCUUGAUCCUGUAGUGGUCUGCAAACGAUUGCAAGAGCUAAAGAGAGGGGGUGCUGUUAAAACCAUCAUAGGGCUACUGCACUCUGACCUGCACCAAACUAGUGUGGUGGGAAGUGUGUCCCACUUGGCCUCGACAGUCAUCUCACUGGCACCCUGGACAAAGGGGCCGUGGGCUUUAGCCAAGAUAACAAAACGCACGAAAUCAGGAAAAGUUCUUCAAGAGGAAGAGCUCUUUAGUGUCCAGGAAGAUCUGACCAUCACUGUGCACAGCAAAGUCAGCCAUGCCAUGCCGACACAGGCAGAGCCUGACUCUGAGGUCGAUCCGACAGCCAACCUUACCUUUAACCUUCACCUGUCAGAAAUGGAGAGAGAGGCUAAAGAGAAAGUGGCCUUACCCUUUGUCUUUAGUCAAGAAAAGAAGUCCGCUCUACUCAAUCCAGGACAAGGAGCAGGUCGAAUUCUGUAUGAGCCAGAUGAAAAUGAUGAUUUUGAUCAAGAAGAUCCUGACGAGGACCUUGAUGUCUGAGGAUGCCACACAGGCAAAAACAACCUUCUUAUAUUUAAAAUGCGUACAUGACCUAAACCGGGCAUGUAUCAGUAAUGGGCUUUUGUUGAUGUUUGUACCAUGAGCAGUUGUUACUGAAAAUCCCAAAGGUUUCCCCUCCGGGCUGAUGUGGUUAGAGCUAACAGGAUGAUUUUUUUUAUUAUUAUUAUUAUUAUUAUUAUUCUAACUGUAGAUCUCCACAGGAUGGUGCUGUGCUUCAUAGUCAAGGCAUUUACCACAUUUCAUUCCUUUACCACAAGUGAUGUUUAGGAAUUUCCCAGAUGGCUAAAAUGUUUGUUAGAAUGGCAAAGGGUCUGCUGAUUAUUAAGUAAAUCUGCUUUGUAACCUG